This is a messenger RNA of Erpetoichthys calabaricus (reedfish), 1115 nucleotides long. It is a transcript of the gene psmc3ip, whose product is annotated as PSMC3 interacting protein. Gene Ontology annotation, cellular component: condensed nuclear chromosome; DNA recombinase auxiliary factor complex. The coding region runs from base 153 to 797 and encodes 214 amino acids. Gene Ontology annotation, biological process: homologous chromosome pairing at meiosis; meiotic strand invasion involved in reciprocal meiotic recombination; meiotic joint molecule formation. The transcript has 8 exons. Gene Ontology annotation, molecular function: double-stranded DNA binding; recombinase activator activity. Lineage: Eukaryota; Metazoa; Chordata; Cladistia; Polypteriformes; Polypteridae. The record is from RefSeq and is a predicted model, not a curated record.
CACUGGCCCUUGUUGAUGACGUAAAUGGCGCGGAAGAUGAAAAUGUAUCCCCGUUUGAGAGGAGACGCUGCUAGCAAAGUUUCGUUGUAGCUCCACAGUUUGUGAAAUCAAGUGAGGUGGCUUAAUUCUGGCGUAAUUCAAAAAGGGCAACAAUGAGCAAAAACAAGGAGGCAGCAGCUGCAUCUAUAAUACUUAGUUAUUUAAAUGAGAGUAACCGACCCUACAGUGCACAGGAUGUGUUUGGUAACUUGCAGAAGCAACAUGGCUUUGGAAAAACGGCUGUGGUGAAGGUGAUGGAAAUGCUGGCAAGUCAAGGAAAAAUAACAGAGAAGGUAUACGGCAAACAGAAAAUCUAUUUUCCAGAUCAGUCACAGUUUACAGAUGUGAGUGAUUCAGAAUUAAAAAACUUGGACAAUCAGAUCUCUGAGCUAAACUCUAAAUCACAGUCUGUUCAGCAGAACUGUCGGCAACUGGAAAUAGAACUGAAGGAACUAAACAGCUCCAUGACAACUGAGGAGUUGAUUUCAGAAACGGAGCAACUGAAAAAAGAAUGUAAAUCUUACCAAGAGAAGUUACAGAAGAUCAAAUUAGCAAGUAACCAUGUCACCCCUGAAGAAAAGGAGAAGGUGUACAAAGAGAGGAUUCACCUUGUCAAAGAAUGGAAGAAGAGAAAACGAAUGGUGACUGACAUGAUGGAUGCUAUUCUUGAGGGUUACCCAAAAAGCAAGAAGCAGUUUCUGGAAGAGGUUGGAAUAGAAACUGAUGAAGACUGUAAAGUUAAGAUGCCAGAUUUGUGAUUUUAGACAAAAGACUGAAAUCAACAUAUCAUGAUCUUCUCAUAAUUGGUUCAUUACUGUUUUGUGUGUUGCCACCCCCUUUACUAUUAAGAAGCAAGGUAGGAAUGUGUAGAUAGAACAACUUUAAAGGCAAAUUGUAUUGUAAAUGUUAAGAUUGUUGGGUGUGUAUAUAUGUAAUUUAUAUAGUAUGAUGUGACAAGUAGGCCGAGAUCUUAUUUUAAAGGCCAAAAUAAACAGAAGAAUUUACCUUAGCAUUGUUUGGUUAAUAGAUUGUAAGUAAGCUUUUUUUGAAAAUUAAAUUAAUUUUGAAACAUGUCA